Molecule: messenger RNA, 5621 nt
Organism: Myotis daubentonii (Daubenton's bat)
Lineage: Eukaryota; Metazoa; Chordata; Mammalia; Chiroptera; Vespertilionidae
Gene: L3MBTL1
Product: L3MBTL histone methyl-lysine binding protein 1
Biological process (GO): negative regulation of DNA-templated transcription
Cellular component (GO): nucleus
Molecular function (GO): chromatin binding; zinc ion binding; histone binding
Source: RefSeq, a predicted model, not a curated record
UGCAGCUCGGUGGUGCGCGCGCCCCCCGGGCGCUGCUGGCGGUGGGUGACGGGAAGAAGCUCCCGCCGCCCGCCCGCGCAGCAGCCCGGCGCCAGAGGGAAGGGGCUUCAGGCCCACGCGGCCUCGCCGCGCAGGAAGGCAAGCAGAGGGCGCGGGCGCUGCCGAACGCGCGGGCCCCGCGCCCCCCAAACCUGCGCCGCGCGCCGUCUGCACCCCGCGUCCUGCAGGGAGGCGGGCCGUCCCCCGGUGCGCGCAGGCGCGUGCCGGGCUGGGCUCCGACCCGAGUUCGGCGCUGGGCGGCCACUGGCUGGCCUCGCAGGCCUACCUGGAUGGAGGGGCAUGCUGAAAUGGAGAUGCUGAGAACCCUGAAGGGGCCCUCUACAGGGGAGGUCAGCGUGCACCUGGUGGCCAGGGGCAGCCCAGGUUCUGGCCCUCACCUGCCCACUACUGCCUUCAUCAUUCCAGCCAGCUCUGCCACCCUUGGCCUGCCCAGCAGUUCCCUGGAUGUGCCCUGCUUUCCACGGGAGCCGAUCCAUGUGGGCGCCCCGCAGCGAGUGCCCGGCAGCGUACCUGUCAUGGCCACCGUUCUGCCGCAGUUGAGCGCAGGGCCGGCGGCCAGCUCCAGCGCCAGCACCGUGCGGCUUCUGGGGUGGACCGAGGCCGAGGCCCCGGCCCCGGCCCCGCCUCCUGGGGGCGGCCUACGGUGCCGGCUACCGGAGUACGCGCCUCGGAACAUGGUGGGAGCCGAGCAGCCCCCGAGCCCCGAGCUGCGUCGGGAAGGUGUGGCGGAGUACGAAGCCGGCCAGGCGCCGGCGGGAGGCGGCGAUGCGGGCCCCCAACAGCCGGCGGACCUCCCCCACGACCCUCCAGGAGACCCCCCGCAAGACCCCCCCGAGAAUGGUGCCACCUGUCAGUGCCAGGCGUGUGAGCCUCAGCCAGGCUCCCGUCCAGAUCCUGGCUCCUCCAGGGAUGGCUGCCCCCCGCUGUUUCAGGAGCGGUCAGUCAUAGUGGAGAACUCCUCGGGCCAGAAAUACUACACCAGCACUUCUGAGCUCCUCAAACCCGUGAAGAAGAGGAAGUACAGGGAGUACCACAGCCCAUCAGAGGAGUCGGAGCCAGACGCCGCGGAGAAGCGAGAAGAAAGGAAGGACCCAGAGGGACAGCCCACAGCUAGCAUCCCAGGAAGUGAGGAGUGGAACUGCAGCCAGCCUGCGUCGGGGGAGAAGAAGGAAGGCUGGUCCUGGGAGUCUUACCUUGAGGAGCAGAAGGCCGUCACCGCCCCGGUCAGCCUCUUCCAGGACUACCAGGCGGUCACUCAUAACAAGAACGGCUUCAGACUGGGCAUGAAGUUGGAAGGCAUCGACCCCCAGCACCCAUCCAUGUACUUCAUCCUCACCGUGGCCGAGGUGUGUGGCUAUCGUCUCCGACUGCAUUUUGAUGGGUAUUCUGAGUGCCACGACUUCUGGAUCAAUGCCAACUCCCCUGACAUCCACCCUGCUGGCUGGUUUGAGAAGACUGGGCACAAGCUGCAGCCCCCCAAAGGUUACAAGGAGGAGGAGUUCAGCUGGAGUCAGUACCUGCGCAGCACAAGGGCUCAGGCUGCCCCCAAGCACCUGUUCGUGAGCCAAAGCCACAGUCCCCCACCCCUGGGCUUCCAGGUGGGCAUGAAGCUGGAGGCUGUGGACCGUAUGAACCCGUCCCUCGUCUGUGUGGCCAGCGUGACCGACGUGGUGGACAGCCGCUUCCUGGUGCACUUUGACAACUGGGACGAUACUUACGACUACUGGUGUGAUCCCAGCAGCCCCUACAUCCACCCGGUUGGCUGGUGCCAGAAGCAAGGAAAGCCCCUCACACCUCCACAAGACUACCCAGACCCUGACAGCUUCUGUUGGGAGAAAUAUCUGGAGGAAACUGGGACCUCUGCUGUGCCCACCUGGGCCUUCAAGGUGCGACCCCCGCACGGCUUUCUUGUUAACAUGAAGCUGGAGGCCGUGGACCGCAGGAACCCAUCCCUGAUCCGUGUGGCCAGUGUGGAGGAUGUGGAGGACCAUCGGAUAAAGCUCCACUUUGAUGGCUGGAGUCAUGCCUUUGACUUCUGGAUUGAUGCCGACCACCCGGACAUCCACCCCGCCGGCUGGUGCUCCAAGACAGGGCAUCCCCUGCAGCCUCCUCUCCAUCCCAGAGAGCUCGGCUCUGCCUCCCCUGAGGGCUGUUCCCCCCUCAGCUACCGGGGCCUGCCGCACACGAGGACCUCCAAGUACAGCUUCCACCAGCGGAAGUGCCCCACGCCUGGUUGUGAUGGGUCCGGCCACAUCACAGGCAAGUUCACAGCUCACCAUUGCCUCUCGGGGUGCCCCCUGGCUGAGAGAAACCAGAACCGGCUGAAAGUGGAGCUGUCCGACUCAGAGGCCUCGGCCCGUAAGAGGAACCUCUCGGGCUUCUCCCUAAGGAAGAAGCCUCGCCAUCAUGGCCGGUGCGGAGGGCAAGGGUGCAGGGCCUCUUGUCCUCUUGGGCAAGGCCAGGCACUGAUUCCCUGCCAUGGACCUGGUCCCUCUCUCUCCAGGACUGGGCGCCCUCCAAAGUACCAGAAGAUUACACAAGAAGAGUUCGCGACACUAACGACCGAUGUCAUCCACCAGUCCUUCUUCAUGUCAUCCCUGUCGGCCCACCCUGACCGGUCCCUCGCAGUGUGCUGGGAGCAGCACUGCAAGCUCCUGCCGGGAGUGGCGGGCAUCUCGGCCUCGACAGUGGCCAAGUGGACCAUCGAUGAGGUCUUCGGCUUCGUUCAGACCCUGACAGGUUGUGAGGACCAAGCACGACUCUUCAAAGAUGAGAUGAUUGAUGGCGAGGCCUUCCUUUUGCUGACACAGGCGGACAUUGUGAAGAUCAUGAGUGUCAAGCUGGGUCCAGCCUUGAAGAUCUAUAACGCCAUUCUCAUGUUCAAAAACGCCGAUGACACCUUAAAGUGACUGGCUCAGGGCUGGGCCCUCCUCCAACCCCAGCCGGGCCUCCCUCUGCACCUGAUGCUUCCUUCCUGGCCUGAGUUCCUCAUAUCCCACCUGUGCCCCCACUAUGCGCUGCAUCUGGCCAGGGGUGGUUGCUCUUCUCUCCAGGGCUGCUUCCUACAAGGUACAUGGGCGCAGAGGAGCCCCGGGAGGAUGGAGCCUUAGCCCCCAAGUCCUGGAACUCAUCUGCCACCAGGCAUACCAGUGAGGGUGUGACAUUGCUGGGGGAGCAUUACUGAUGGAGUGGCUUGGGGGUACCCUGCCUGUGGCAGCCCACUUCUCUAGCCAACUUGUUUUGUCACCACAGGGUCUUGUUGUUUGCAAUUAAGGACAGUCUGGUGGAGCGAGAGGCCCUUUUUGGCAUCUCUCUGUGCUUUUCUUUCCUUGUCUCCUUUCCUCCUACCAAGAAGUGACCCUGCCACAAACAUAUUUACUCAAAAGGCACCUCCCCCCUGUCUUUUGGUUUUGCCGCUCUCAUUCUGCUGCUCAGUUUUCUGGUCAGUGCCCCCACCCUGGCACAGCCAGACCUCACUGGUUCCUCCCUUUAAGUGGGUGUGCCUCAGACACAUGUUUUCAUAGGAUCCAAUGGGAGUCUGGGCUGCCGUUCUCCAUUUUACCCAGAAGUGAGGGAUUCUGAGCCAAAAUGCCUUCUUGAACGUGUCCAGCUCUGGACCACUUGGCAUUCUUAGUGUUCCACGCCUAGACCUGUUUCCAGCAGAGCGGGUAGUCAGAGCAUUUCACCUCUGCAGCAGGGGUUAAGGUUCCAUGGGUGUUCCCCAUACACUCUCAGUGUGUCAGGUAUGGGAGGAGGCAGCCUGAAUGGCUAGUGGCCAAGGUCAGCCCAAGAGUACGUCAGACAAUCUUUGGUCAGAGGGGCAGCUCCACCAGGUAUUGUGGCUCCCAAAGCUGGAAGCCUUGGGUCUCAGCCAAGCUGUUGCCCAUGGCGGGAGUCAGGGGACCAUGCGUGCCAGGCCUCCUGUCAUGGGCAUGUAGCACUCUCUCUAGUACACACACACACCCCCUGUCACAUCGCUUCAACCUGUCCCUCACAUGCCCUGCUCUUGGGUUUUACAAAGAGGACUUGAAGUUGGGAGUUGGGAAAGUGAAUUCUAUCUUUGAGCUCUCUGAGUCCCUUAAGCCUUUCUUACCCCUCUCCAUCAGUGUUGCAGUGGGGGGCCUGCUGGGACUCUGGGACUUUGGCCUUUCUGUCCAAGUGGGGGCCUAGCCUCCACUGAGCCACUGCCAAACCUGAAGCCUGGGAGCAGGCCCCACAGGGAAAUGGGGAGCAGGGCUGAGCUGGGUUUCCCCAGACUGCUCUGCCAGCCAUGGGAGGUGUGUGUGUGUGUGUGUGUGUGUGUGUGUGUAGGCACUCUCAGAAGUGUUGGACAGGGUGAUGUGAGGCUCAGUGUUGGGAAAAUGUCAAGGGCUAUUCCUGUUACAAUAUGAAGCUUUAUCUUUCCCAUGGAAGAGAGAAGCCCAAAGUUCAGGUCAUUUCCUGUCCCUGCCCAGGAGGGGACCCUCUCACAAGGGACCAGACAGCUUUGCUCGGGCAGCCAUUCAGCCCCCACAGGACUGACAUGCUCCUUCCCUUCCAGCCCUAAGAGGCAGCCCUGACCACGACCUCCCAGGGGGGAAAACAGGCAGGCCCGAGGGUUGGGUUUACAGAGGUCGCAUUGGUGUCCCCAUUGGCCAAGAGCCUCUCUAUCUUGGUUGCUUGAGUGGUGGCAAAACUCACCAGUUCCUUGGCCUUCGCCUAUGAGACUGUGAGAUGCUCACUGGCUUUGUGGUGAGGAGAAGGCAGCAAGUACACACAGUUGAGUGGGGCUGGGAUGGCUUUGCCAUGUGGAUUUACUAACCACGCUCUUAAUACCUGCCUACCAGAAAGGCAGGAUGGGCCAAGGGCCUCGAGGAAAAGGGCCCCCAGGCCUCCGAACUUUGAGGCCUCAGCACUUUCUGCACCAAUGUCCAACUCUUUGGAAAGAAACCAAAUCACAAAAAAGGAGAAAGAAAUCUGCCUCCUGUCCACCCUACUACCUCCCUUUCCCACCCAUCCUGACCCCAAAUGAGAUCAUCGCACCUUGACCUGGGAGGGCAGUAAGGGGAGGGAGUUGGCACCGGUGCCCAGUGCCAUGUGACCUCUGCCCGGCUCUCCAGCAGAGGCACCACUUACACUUUGGCCCGGCAGCCUCGCCCAGCUCUGGCCUAGGCCAGGGAGGACCUUUCUGUUUGGCUUCUGAAACAGAAAGAAUGGUCCCAGAAUUUGAAAAUGAAACUUGUUUGCACUUUCAUUCACAUGCACUUUGGUGGAGUUAGGUUUUUGUAUUUGCUGUGUGUGUGUGUGUGUGUGCGCACGCGUGUUCGUGUGCAUGUGUGCACACAUGUGUGUGUUCUUUAAGAGAAUCUUCUGGCUUAAGAUAAAGUGACUCUUGACUCAUGAGGGAGGAAAAAGUUAUAAAAAAAUGUGGUGUGCUUCAUCCAUUUAUUGAAACAAAUAAACUUGAACAACUGAAGGAUAUGCACUCAGAAUUUGUUCUAUUUUCAUGGUGAAAUACCCAGAAGACAGAAAGAGAAUAUCAAUAAUACUCUGUAAUUACUGCAGAGAAUAAAGCAUUGUCU